AUGAACAAUACUAUAUCCAACCUUUCUGCUGGGCUCAGAAACGUCCGUAUCAACCAGCCGAUCAACCAUACAAGCAUCCAGAAUGAGUACGAGUCACAGACAAAUCAGACGCUCGACUCGGAGUCUGUUUCGAGACUGAAGGAGUUUUUCUCGCAGGGGGCUCCAAACGAAGGAUAUACCUUGGUGAGCCACAGGUCUGCGCCGAACGGGUUCAAGAUCGCCAUUAUUUUGUCCGAGUUGGAGCUCAACUACAGCACGAUUCUGCUCGACUUCAACAAGGGCGAGCAGCGCACACCGGAGUUCCUUGCCAUCAACCCCAACGGGCGGGUUCCUGCGCUCAUAGACCACACCAACCAGGACCAACAGGUAUCUAUUUGGGAAAGCGGGGCCAUCAUCUUGUAUUUGGUGGAAAAGAAACUGAAGGAGGAAGGCUCGUGUUCCAUCUGGAGCGAUAAUCUGAUCGAACAGAGCCACAUUUUGAGUUGGUUAUUCUUCCAGACCUCGGGCCAUUCCCCGAUGAUCGGACAGGCGUUGCAUUUCAAGUACUUCCAUUCCACAAACGUGGCCUCGGCCAUCGACAGAUACUCGGACGAGGUGCGUCGAGUCUACGGAGUGUUGGAAAUGGCACUUGCCGAACGCAGAGAGGCCCUGAUCAUGGAACUUGACGCAGAAAAUGCCGCGUCCUACUCGGCAGGCCUCACCCCGCUGUCCCAGAGCAGAUACUUUGACUACCCCGUCUGGCUGGUCGGGGAUCGCGUCACCAUUGCCGAUCUCUGUUUCGUCACAUGGAACUACGUUGUCGACCGCAUUGGAAUCGACCUCAAGGCGGAAUUCCCUGAAGUUUACAAAUGGACCAAACACAUGAUGAGACGACCUGCUGUGAUGCGGGCGUUGAAAGGUAACGAAUAG
Messenger RNA from Ogataea philodendri, 909 nucleotides. RefSeq lists its product as uncharacterized. Gene Ontology annotation, biological process: regulation of nitrogen utilization. The record is from RefSeq and is a predicted model, not a curated record. Lineage: Eukaryota; Fungi; Ascomycota; Pichiomycetes; Pichiales; Pichiaceae. The coding region runs from base 1 to 909 and encodes 302 amino acids. The transcript has a single exon. Gene Ontology annotation, molecular function: transcription corepressor activity.